Molecule: messenger RNA, 5384 nt
Organism: Anopheles stephensi (Asian malaria mosquito)
Lineage: Eukaryota; Metazoa; Arthropoda; Insecta; Diptera; Culicidae
Gene: Fs
Exons: 9
Coding region: 1046-3208 (720 amino acids)
Molecular function (GO): protein binding
Source: RefSeq, a predicted model, not a curated record
UGGCAGUAAUCGCACAGUUUUUCCUCGACCGUUCGUGUGUUAAUCUCGCGCGCGCGCUCCCGCUACAGACAGUGAGCGUAUUCUACUGGCGUCCACGCGUCCGUCAAGCGGUUUCGGUUUACGUGUGAGUGUGUGGUUGGUUUUAAAUUCGCAUCAAACAGGGAAGAUAUUACAUUCGCGCUGUACCCCGGUGGGAGGGAAAAUUCGCGACAACUCUUUGCCUGUUUCCUUCCUACUUCGUGCUUUCCUUCGUGCCGGCUCGUGCGGUUCGGGCAUACAAGUGGUUGCCCCGUUUGUUUGGUACGAAAUUCGGCGUUCCGAUCGCCGAUCCGCAGCUAGCGCAUUCUGGACUUUGCUCGAUCGGCAACGGGUUCGCGUCUCGUGCAACCUUGUCGCGUGUGUCCGCAAAACAGUGCGCGAGAUCGACGUGUUAAUAUCGGAGCCCGGCCGCAACCGUGAUCGUGACGUGGUGCACGCGUGGAAGAAGCUUUACCAUAGGGCCUACUAAGGAGGGAUGAAAGUUGUGGAAAAACCACGUGCUCGUGCAGGGAAGACGUGAAGCAAAACGGUUUUACUACAGCAAUCAAUCGACGGCACGGGAGAGAGCGAGAGAGCUCAAAGAAGAAGCGUAAGAAAACGGUGCAAGUUACAACACUUCUACAGUUCUGGAAAGCAUAACCAGCUCUCGCAGUGUUGUUCGUGUGUGUGUGCGUGUGUGUAGAUUGUACUGCGGCGGAAGUUUAUCACCGUGUGAAAAGUGCCAGCAGACACGUGUGAGUGAAAGUGCAUUGAAAAAGACGCCAAACAAAACGCAUCACAGACCGAAACUCGUACAGAACCCGUUAAAUAAUCCAUUCCGGCUUGAAUUGUUUCACCCGAUGUAGUGUGUUUGUGUGUGUGUGUUUCCCCAUGUAAGUGCAGUCUCGCUUCUCCGGCAAACCGUAAGCAAAGUGUCACCGCCAAUGCAGCUGCAGUGUCGGUUGCGCGGCCGGCAGUAGUGAUUCGCGACGAAAGAUGCGCUUCCUCAAAUCGGCACCAGUAAACAAUGAGCAUCCAAUCGGCCGAAGUGCAUCGAAAACCCGGCAGCGGUUCCGGCAGCGGCCAUGCACCGAUCUCACGCCCAUCGCCUGCCACGAUGGCGCCCGCACUAACGCCCAGCACCGUCCCUCGGCACAGUGACCGGCCGGUCGGUCGUGGUGCAACGGUGGCCGGUGGCAAAAUGUUCCCGACCCUCGACGUGACGCUGGCGAAGCUGACGCUGCUGAUUAUGCUGCUAAUUGCCGUUAUUGACCACAGCGAAGCGGGUACCUGUUGGUUGCGGCGGUACGAAUCGUCGGGAAAGUGCAGUCAGCUGUUCGCGCGGAAUGUGACGCGGGAGAGUUGCUGCGGGGCAGGCGCUAACGGUGGGAAGGGUUUCAGCGAGCGGGACGUGCCGGAUGUUAGUCUGUUCUUCAUCAACGCGUUCAACGACGGGAUGGAGUGCACAUCGUGUUUAGAUACCUGCGAUCGGGCAAAAUGUGGCCCAAACAAACGGUGUGUGAUGCGCCGCAAUCGUCCCAAAUGCAUUUGUGCACCGACGUGCAGCGGUGGCAGCAACAAGCGUCGCCCCCAGUCGCCCAGACGCAACAACCGGCUGCAUCAGCUGCAUCACCAGCAGCAUCACCCCGAACAGCAACCACGCUUUCACCAGCAAAACAUUAAGGUGAUCAAUCUGAGCGAAAGCCAGCGAAACCACCGACAGUAUUUCGCCGACACCGGACGGCAACCGAGACCGCGCCAACUGCGGUACACCGGCCCAGACACGGCCGAGGGACGUGGAGGCGGCGGCGGUGGCAGGAGUGUAAAAAAGUCUAGCCUAAGUGAAAACCGAUCACCCGGUGGUAGCCAAAGAGCAGCGAGCGCGAAACACAGCGCUAAGGAUAACGCUAAGGAUAAGAAGCAUAAUUUAUUGGAAUCUGUGACAUUAGUGAGUAGUAGUAGUCGGGGUGGCAGUAGUAGUAAUAGCAGUAAGAACAGUAGAAGUAGUGGCACCAGCACGUCCAAAGGUACCCGCCACCCGCCCCGCAACUGUACCGCGCCCAGCUUCGGUCCCGUACCGCCCGGCUGCAACCCGUCCGGGCGCGACUGGACCGGUGGCGAACGGAUCGUUCUGCAGCAGAACGGGCUAGCUUUAAAUUCACAUCCCACCGGCGGCAAGGGCCCGGCUGUGGCCAAGGCCAAAGGGCACACCUCUGCAUCGACAUUUAUCCCACCCACAACGCGACACCACCACCGGAAGGAUGUGCCGGUGCGUGGCAAUCAGACGAUGAACGAACAAACCCACCGAAAGCCGUCCACCGCGGCACCGUUCGUCGCGUUCGGGAAGCCAAAGUUGCUGCGUGUUCCGCGGGUCGGUCGCAAGCAGAACGGCACGGCGGUACGGGUACCGCGCCGUGAGCCAAACUAUCUGGACGACGUGUUCUUCAUCGAGAACUAUCAUCAUCAGCAGCAGCGAAGGAAUCGCAAGCACCAGGAGCCGAUGGAGGAUUUCUGGGGCAACGAAAUAAUGCAUCAGACCAAUUUCUACAAUCCAGUUUGCGGCACUGACGGUAGAACGUACAAAACUGAAUGUCAGUUGAAGAAACGUGCUUGCAGACAAGAGAUUACAUCCCUACUGGUCGCCUACAAAGGACACUGUCAAACAUCAUGUAAGUUUGUCCAGUGUCCGAAUGGGAAGCGGUGCAUCGAGGAUCAGAAUGCAACGCCACACUGUGUGUCCUGCGGUGGUACCGAGUGCCGGGCCGAUCGAUCGCCCAAAUCCGUUGUUUGCGGUACGGACGGGAACACCUAUCCGAGCAUCUGUGAGCUAAAGCGACAGGCAUGUCUGACUGGACGAGCCAUCCCGGUUGCUUACCGGGGACGUUGUGUCGAAGCCGCCACAUGCGAGACGAUCAAGUGCAAGGAUCGGCAGCACUGUCUAACGGAUCUGAAAACGCAUAAACCGCGGUGUGUCAGCUGCAGCUACAAAUGUCCCCGCACAAAACGCCAGCAGGGCUAUGGAAAAUCGUAUCGUGAUGCCAAAAAUUUCCCCUUCAACGAUCACAACAUCAAGCUGUGCGGUACCAACAAUCGUACAUAUCACUCCUGGUGCCACAUGCAGAAGGAUUCCUGCACGACAGGAUUUUACAUCGACGUCCAGCACAGCGGCUCAUGCGCCUUUGGAAGAUAAAGAAAAACCCACCAAAAGGAUCGGAAUGGUCCUUAAGCCCAAAAGAAAAGAAAAAAAAACUGUCGAAAGCAAAUCGUUCCGGUACGGUAAAGUGCCCGUUGCUCAAUUGAUGGCUAAAGUAACGGACAAAUAAGAUAGAAGCAAGCAAGCGCAAAACAAUGUUUAGACAGCGCUGUAAAGAAAUACUUAUCAAAGGUACAUAUUUAUCUGUAAAUUCAUAACAAUCGCAAGAGAAGCACACACAACAAACAUUACCGAGCAUUCUUGUUUAUCUUCUCUCUUUUAAUUUAUAAACCAAUUCUGUCUCUUUGUUAAGUUAUUUAUUUUUGUUUGCAAAAUCACAACCAAGAAACAGUAGCGUAAAUAAUGCUGGUAUCUUCUUAACGCAAAAGCAAAAGCUAUUUAGCUGGUUGUAAAUAGUUGGAAAAGUAAGAGUGUGUAACUGUGUAGUUUACAUAUUUUAGCAAAGGAAAACCGAAACAGCUACAAACAGAACGGUGAACGCGUAGAUAUAUUUAACACAGAAUCCUUUCAGCCCACCCCACCCCCUUCCCCAUCACCCCACGCCUCCCAUCCGCCCCCUCUAGAAGGUUAUGAUUUUAUGAAUAGCUUUAGCAACCGUUGUUGUUGUUUUUUUUUCGUUCUUCAAAUUUUGAGCACUAUUUAUUGUACCUUAUACGCGUCUAAGCGAACCAACCGAAGCCGAAGGUGUUUGGUGGAGUAGUGGAUGUGAGGUAGUGAAAAUCACUGAUCGAUUUUCGAUAGGAUUUCCUAGGAAUCGAAACCAAAAACAAACAAAAAACCGAGAGAGAAAGAGAGCGAGAUCGAGGGAGAGAAAACAAACACACACACAAACGAUGUACUUUAAUUCGCUAUCUAAUGAGAUAAAUGUAAUCAGCUAUAAAAGAAGUUUUAAACCAUUUAAAUUAAACUAAAUCCAAAAAAAAGAACAAAAAUUGUGAAUAGAAACGGUCAAAAGAUUAAAGGAAAAGGUGAAAAUUAGAAAGUGACAAGCAGAAGAAAAAAAAAACUGAUGAUGAUCGAACCCUACUCCGUGGAACAGUUUCAACCCCGAUUCCGAUGUAGAACAAAUAACCAAUGGUGCUCCGCAACGCUUGUUUGCGAGCGAAUCGUUACGUAUACACUAAAAGACAAAUCAAUACCGCACCGUAGCACCCUUUCUAUCCCUUGUGCCACACCGAUCAAACAAUCAAACUGUACAAGGAACGUAGCAGACUUUUUUAAGGUGUGAAUCGUAGUCGGUUUCUUGAGCGCAGGAACAACAAAGAGCCUGGAAGGGUCCCACCCGACAGUAUUGGACAGUGCCGGACAAAAUAAAGUAUGACAAAUUUUAAACAAUUAUAAAUGAAAGCUCACCCUUUACCGUAGACAAUUCUUUGCAGUGUCAAUCACACUAGUAGUGCGCGUGGUGAGUGGAAGAAGAAACAGCCAACUAAAUUUGGGUUCCCAGCAGAGGCAAGGGGAAAGAUUAAUUGUUUGUCCUAGGUAAAGGAUGUAAGUACGUUGUAAGCAUCAAAGCGGUAUUAAAAUUUGACUGAUUUUUAGACAAAAACCAAGAUUGACGAAGCAACUCUUUAACCCCUAGCGCAUAGUAUAAGAAGGCAAAAAACAAAAACUUUAGGCCCACAACCGGUAGGCGCGAAAAUGGUUCUCUUGUAAAUCUAAACAAAGAUGGUGCAUCUGUUGUUGGGUUCUCUAGCGAAUGUGAAACACUUUAUGGACAACCGAAAUGCAAAAAAGAAAACAUAUAUGGCAACUUACACACACCAUUACACAUCCACCUUGUUGGUAGACAAAUAUUUAGCAAAACGGAUCCGUUGAAAAGCGUUCAAUGUUUCACCUUGAGUAGAAUAAUUCGUCCCCAACGCAAUUCUUACCCUUUUUAACCAACCAAGCAUUCGACCAAAUGACCGGAUGUUAAGUAUUGAAACCAAACCAAACUUUGAAGCAACAAAACAAAAGCAAACGUAAAUUAAUUGCCCAACAAGAAAAAAAAACAACCGCACUGAUAUACAAACUGGGUACAUAUACUUAUUGACAUUGGAACUUAUUGCAAGAUGGAAAGCAAGCAAACAAACAAACAAACAAUUAUAAUAAUAAACAAAAGUCAAUUUUAAAUUUCAACACACUAAGUAGAAGAAAACAAAACAACAAA